CCCGGGCUGGGUGACAGCGGCCAGCGCACAGCGAUGUCGCUGCUGGCGCGGCGCGGCCCGGCACGGCGGUGCGCGGGGGUGAGUGACCCCGGCCGGCCAAGGAUGAUUACGAACACGCGGGGCUUCCUGUGGUCGGAUCUGGAGACGCGGGCGCUGCUGGAGAUCUGGGGCGAGGCGGACGUGCAGUCGGCGCUGGACGGCAACUUUCGGAACAGCCAUGUGUACCGGGACGUGGCGUGCCGCCUGGCCGAGCUGGGCUUCGAGCGCACCCCCGAGCAGUGCCGCAUCCGCAUCAAGGGCCUCAAGCGGCAGUACUACCAGGCCCGGGACGGGCUAAAGAAGAACGGGCACGCCCGCAAGAUAUGCAAGUACUACGACGAGAUGGACCGGAUCCUCAGCUGCCGGGGGGGCCCCGACGGCGCCCCCGAGGCGCUGGCCCCGCCGCCCGACGGCGCCCAGCCGCCCGCGGGGCCGCUCGCCGCGCCGCCCACGCCGGGCACACCGCACAACAGCCGCGAGCUGGACGCCGAGCUGGACGAGGACGCCGGGCCGGAGUCCCCCCGCGACAACUUCACCGAGGAUUCCGGCGAGUGCUCUUCGUACGCCGACCACCCCAUCAAGGUGGAGUGCCCGUCCUUCGCCAUCCCCGUGCCACCGGGUGACGGCUUUAAAGAAGUCAAUGCUCCAACUAUUACCCCACCUCUCAAUCAGCCCAAAAGGUCAAAAAAACGCCAUACAAAUUUGACAUUGGAUAAAAUGAUGGAAAAAUUCCUGCAGCAGAGCAUGGAUACAGAUGAGAAAUUUUACAGAUUCGAAGAGCAGAGGCUCAAAAUUGAGGACAAGCGUCGGGAAGCUGAGCAUGCUCGAGAACUCCAGAUGUUACAGAUGUUGGGACAGAUGUUGGCUGGAAUUUCUUCUACCGUAUCACAAAGGUCACAGUCUAUACCAGCAAGUCCGCCUCGGAGAGCGAACCAUCGUUCAUAUGCGGAUAACUUUAAUUAUAAUGCUAUGACAACAACACUUUCUCCACCGAUAGUUAUAGAGAGAUCUUUUUCACUGCACAGAACACACACUCUGAAGGAUAUGGAGAAUAUUUUUCAGCUGGUGCGCAAUGUUAUCCCUCCUCUAACAGGGAAAAAGCAUAAAGGUCAAGAUGGUCGUAUAGGCAUUGUUGGAGGAUGUCGAGAAUACACUGGAGCACCAUACUUUGCUGCAAUUACAGCUCUCAAAGUGGGUGCAGAUUUAUCCCAUGUGUUUUGUACCAAAGAUGCAGCAACAGUAAUCAAAUCAUAUAGUCCAGAGCUGAUUGUUCAUCCAGUUCUUGAUAGUCCCAAUGCUAUCCAUGAGGUGGAAAAGUGGUUACCACGGCUGCACUCGGUUGUCAUAGGACCUGGCUUAGGUAGAGAUGAAGUUCUGCUUGAGAACGCUAAGGGUAUUAUAGAGAAGUCAAAACUGAAAGGAAUUCCUAUCAUUAUUGAUGCAGAUGGACUGUGGCUCAUUUCCCAACAGCCUUCUCUUAUUCAAGGCUACCAGCGAGCUAUUCUUACUCCAAACUAUAUGGAGUUCAGUAGACUGUAUGAAGCCAUGCUUAGAGACCCCGUAGACAGUAGUGAUCACCAUGGAUGUGUAUUGAGACUCAGCCAAGCCAUGGGGAAUUUGACAGUUGUGCAAAAGGGAGAAAGAGAUCUUAUUUCAGAUGGAGAGAAGGUACUUGUGUGCAGUCACGAAGGAAGCAGCCGGAGAUGUGGUGGACAGGGGGACCUCCUUUCUGGUUCUCUUGGAGUCAUGGCACACUGGGCAUUUGUUGCUGGAGCUGAAAAAACAAAUGGUCAAAAUCCCUUUCUUGUGGCUGCAUUUGGAGCUUGCUCUCUCACAAGGCAGUCUAACCACCAAGCCUUUCAGAAAUUUGGACGUUCAAUGACAGCCUCUGACAUGAUUUCAGAAGUUGGAACAGCUUUUAACAAACUUUUUGAAACCUGAAGCCAAAGCUGCAGAGAAGAAGGAAGAACAAUGACUGCAAGAGUAAUUAUGUGUACCGUAGAAUUUACAUAAUGCACCCUUUCAAGUGCUGUAGCAGCAUUGGUAUGUUAGGUAGAUAUUUUUUAUUUUUAAGAAUAGAAAAAUAUGAUUAAUGUAGAUAUUUUUUAAGAGUUUGGAAUACAAAAAUGUUUUGGCUGAAAUAAGCUGUAGCUGCAGAACUGUUAUAAUAUAAUAAAACUAAACUGAAAAUAUUCCUCUGUUCUUUUUGAUAGUUAUUGAGCAAUAACUAAAGUGUGAACAGCAAAAAAAAAUGCACUUGAUAAUGUAGAUAAAAUUCUUCCACCAGCUCAACUGAAUUUCUUGGAUUUCACCAAGGUUGUCACUUGUCAUUAUUAGAACCUCUGUCUAGAAUUAGCUAUUGCACUUCAUGUUUUGCCAUGCUAGUAUAGUAAGAAGCAAAAAAUAAGCCUCAUUGGAAAGGGAAUGCAUGAGAGUUGCUGUAGAUUUUGAAUGUAAUUAGUUGCCUUUUCCCAUUCCCGGUCCCAGAGGCAGCAUUCAUUAGGACAAGGCAUCCCUUCGUGUAAUGUCUUCUUAUUUUUUUUUAAAAGGUUCCUCCUUGGCAGAAUAAAGAUAUGCUAUAGGAAUCUUAGCAGUAAAAUUCAUUAAACAAUAAUUAGGCUUAUCUGAAAAAUAGUAAAUUUGUUUGUUUAUCUGGUCUUGACUCAGUAUGAUGAACUUUUGAAAUUGUCAUUCGGAGAGGUACUAGGCGGGGCAAGAAACUCGGUGAGAGCCAGCAGAGCUGGUUCAGCUCUCAGUGAUCAUGGAAGAGUGAAGUGCUUUUAAAACUCCAGUUGCCUGCUGGGUCGGAGCUCAGAGCAGCCCAGCACACAGAGCUGUAGGUGCACAGCGAUGAGCCAGCAGGAGUUCAAGCUGAAGGAACAAAAGGCAGCCCAGAGCUCGUACCUGUACCUUCACAGCAGAGCGCACACAGCGUACACUGCAAGUCAAAGGCAGGAACAGAAAUAGGGUGGUUGGUGUUUGAGCUUCAGGUGCAGUACUGCAAUAAGCAAGAGUUCUUAGAGCAAAAAGCAUAGAGGCUUUUACUUGAUCUCUGCAGGACAGACACAAUGUCAGGGCCACACUGACCUGGUGCGCUGGCAGAGCAGGCAAACGUUAGGUGUAAAGCAGAACUUCUGUGGGAUUUUGCACAGGACCAUUCCUUAAAUUUUUGGAGAUCUAGCCAAAGCUUGUAGGGAUUGAACCAGAGUGGAGAGGGAGGCAAGUUCAUGCAAAGUAAAUUUAAAUGGGUACUGCCCUUGAACCUCCACUCCAGCUCCAAGUGUUCCUGCUCAUUAAAGCCUGGAACAAUCACAUAACGCAUCCGGUUAUUGCAGUAGAUGUCACCUGCUCAGCACAGCCACUCUUGUGGUGCUCUCAGCUGGAAUGUGGUCUCACAGACCAGUCACACUGUUCUCAUUCCUUGCAAUGGCUGCCUGCAGAAAGCACCUGUAAUCAGAAAGGCUACUCCAAGUAUUUCCCUUCAGUCCUCAGAGUUGGUAUUUCUGGACGCACUGUGACUACUACCUCACCCUGAUGCAUUUUUCUUUUUAAACCAGUUACCUAUUUUUAAAAUAGGUUUUUAAGUGUUUGCUUGUGUUGCUCUAUGAGGGUUCACAGACUACUCUUAAGAACUGAGGUUUUAGUGUUUAAGCACUUUUGUAAACUGUCUGCAUCUUUGGGGAAAGAAGCUAUCAUUUCCCCCUUUAAAUGUAUUUGAGAAACCUGACUACUUUUAAAUGAAAUCAGAAAGUUAAAACUGAUUUUAAAACAGCUACUGCCUUUAAAAUACAAUUUUUUCUUGUAAUUAUAAUAUCAGUGGUAUUAUAAUCAAAAUGUGACAUGUAGGCGAAGUCAAUCAAUUAAUAGAGCUCAGUACAGAUUUCAACCUGCCCUGUUGGUUUUAAAGCUACACAGUUGUAACUGUUAUUCACUAAUGUGUACCAAUUGUUACAAUUUUUAAACGUUCUGGAAAUUAGCAGUUUCUUUUGGUAGGAAAUAAAAAUAAUAGCAAAUUGA
Molecule: messenger RNA, 4056 nt
Organism: Catharus ustulatus (Swainson's thrush)
Lineage: Eukaryota; Metazoa; Chordata; Aves; Passeriformes; Turdidae
Gene: NAXD
Product: NAD(P)HX dehydratase
Exons: 12
Coding region: 34-1980 (648 amino acids)
Biological process (GO): metabolite repair
Molecular function (GO): ATP-dependent NAD(P)H-hydrate dehydratase activity
Source: RefSeq, a predicted model, not a curated record